AUGCGGAUGACGAAACUGGAUGAUAUCUAUGAGAAGUUCUUGGAUGUUAGACUGCAGAUCGAAGUGAUUACCGAUGACCAAGAGGAAGACCACUUCACGGAGACCGUGGAAACAGAAGAAGAACAAAAAGCUCUGCGGAUAUCCACGAUCGAACAGCGAGAGCAGGAGAACGCAAAAUUAAUCCUGGAGUUCGAGAAUGAAUACUACCAAGUGAAGCAGUCGAUGUUGGCGUUUUCCAUUCCAGCUGGAACAAGCAAAGCUUCAGUCGUACCUUCGAAUCGUGCUUCGGCUGGCUCCGACAUGCAGCUGAGAGUCAAAUUGCCCGAGCUCAAAUUACCUUCAUUUAGCGGAAAGCUGCGAGAGUGGAUCACAUUCCGAGAUUCAUUCAUCAGCAUGAUCCAUGGCAACGAACAUCUACCUCCCAUUGAUAAGUUCACUUACUUACGCUCUUCGUUAGCUGGUGAUGCGCUUAGGAAAUCGCGUCAAUUGAAUUUGCAGCAGCAAACUAUCCUAUUAGCUUGGAAAACGUUGCAUGAUACUUAUGACAAUAAGAAGUUGAUUGCUAAAUCAUACAUCGACGCAUUGUUUGCUGUGAAGCCCAUGGGCAAGGAAUCCUAUGAGCAACUGAAUCGUGUGGUAGGCGAGUUCGAAACCAACUUAAUGAUGUUGGAUAAGCUUGGCGAAAAUACGGAAGGAUGA
Messenger RNA from Armigeres subalbatus, 699 nucleotides. RefSeq lists its product as uncharacterized. The coding region runs from base 1 to 699 and encodes 232 amino acids. The record is from RefSeq and is a predicted model, not a curated record. Lineage: Eukaryota; Metazoa; Arthropoda; Insecta; Diptera; Culicidae. The transcript has a single exon.